UUCGCUGGCAUUUCUUUCUCAAGAAGUUCUGUAACAUAUGUGAGUUAUUUUUUAUGAAGUCGACGCGUUCAGCGCCGUGCGCCAUUGUGUGACGCGCGACCAGCUCGACGAACGUCCGUAUGGCUCGCCGCUUCCGCUUCUGCCAUUUAACGGCUCUCGCGUUUCUCGUGUGCGUGCUGUCGCCGCGCUCGUCGGCGACCGCCAAGUACGACGUCCUCUUUUUCUCCGCCGGGCCCUACGCGCCGUGCGGCACGUCCGGUAACUUCUCCGCGGUCGGCGCGCAGGGCGCGCUCGAGCCGUACAAGGGCGAAGCGCGGUCGCUCAAGGGACCGGCGGUAUCGGGGCGAGUGACCGUUUACGAUGACUGCUACUUCGCGCUUUCGGAUCUCAGCAUCAGCGCGUCCGUCGACGCGCCGCUAUCCAUCUGGGCGGGGCCAAAAGGCGCCGACCCCUACUCGCACGCCGCGCCUGUCGACCCCUACGCCGCCUCCUCCUUUCCCGCCGCCGCCGCCUCUGCCUUCGCACCGGCCGGCACCGCAUUCAACCUCACUGCGACGUCGCUAGUGGUGGUGUUCCUGCAGGCGGGGGGGCUCACCUGGGACGAGGCACAGGUGCUCUACGUGUGCGCGGGGUCCGCCUCCGCGGGCAUCGCGCGGAUCUAUGCGCAGUUCGAAGUGGGGGCCCGGGGGGAGCACGGGGGGGCGCACGGCAAGGCGGUGCGCUGGGUGCGCAAGGCGGUGGGGGUGGCGGCCAGGGAGCAGCGCCUGCUCUUGCCCGCGCCCCCGGCGCGCCCCCCUCCUCCUCCCCCAAAGCCGCCUGCGCCGGGCAGCAGCGGGCCUUCCGCGGGGCUGACGAACUGCGUGGAGGCGGUGCCGGGGCUAAUGAACAUAUACUGGACCGUGCAUCACGCCGACGCAGACGCUGCCGCCGAUGCCGCGGCACCGCCGCCAGAAGCGUCUGCGGUCACGGGGUCCGCGACCGCGCCCACCAGCAGCGGCGGCGGGGAAAGCGGCGGUGGCGGGGGGAGCGGGCGGGGCGCGGUGGUGGAGGUGGGGAUGGAGGCGCGCGUGGGCGAGGGGUCGUGGGUGGCGUUCGGCGUGUCACGCAACCAGACGCGGUUCGCCAUGCUGCAGAGCGACGUGACGGUGGGCGGCGUGCUGGCGGGGGGCGCGGAGGGCUUCGCGCUGGACUUCCACAUCACGGCCAAGCAGCCGUGCCAGCAGGUCGCGGGGGGCUUCGUCGGCGUCUGCCAGGAUUCUCUCCUCGCCGCGUCCCCCACGCCGCUAAACAACGUGCGCCUCAUCUCCGCCGCGCGCCGCGGUGACGUCACAUUCAUCCGCUUCUCCAAGCCCGCCGCCACCUCCGACGACCGCUUCGACGCCAACCUGCUGCGCGCGCCGGGCCUCUCCGCGCUCUGGUGGGUCGUCUUCGCCGCCGGCCCCCUCGCGCCCGCGUCCACCGCCGCCGCGCCCGCGCUGCUCUUCCACGACCCCGCGCUGGGGUACUUCGCGGGGGGCACGCGCAUCCCCUUCGCUCCACCCGCGCCCAUCCGCACCUGCUCCCCGCUCUGGGGCUCCAAGCCCCUUUACCACCCCCCGCUCCCCCCCUACGCGCCCCCUCCCCCUCCCGGCGCCGCCGCCCCUCCCCCGCCGUUGGGGGCGGACGCGGCGGGCGGCGUGGCGGGCAUGCCGGGGCUGCGCGAGUGCAGCACAGCGGUGGGCGGGCAGGUGUACGCGUUCGACGCGUGCGACGCGCUGCCGGGCGGCUUCCUGCUGAUGUGGUCGCUGGCCGGCAUCACGCUGCGCGCCGCCUUCGUCGCGCAGGCCGUGCCCGAGGGAGGGUACGCCGCCGUGGGCCUCUCGCCGUCCGGCGCCGUCGUCAACUCCAGCCUGCUCGUCGUCGCGUACACGGGGCAGGGGGAAGGGGGAGGUAGUGGCGGGAAGAGCGGGGGGGCGGGAGGAGCAGCAGGGGGUGUGGAGGUGGGGCAGUACGUGGUGCGCGCGGCGAGCAGGGGCGCAGGCGUGGAGGCGGUGGCAGGGGGCGACCUGACGGUGGUGAGCAGCGCGGGGCAGGCGAGGAGCGGCGUGGUGACGCUGCUCUUCUCGCUACUGCUGCUGCCCAACCAGACCGCCGCCGCCUAUCUCGUCUGGACCAAGGGCUCCCACGCCGACCUCUCGCUCGCCGCCACCGCUGCUGCGGCCAACGACAGCGCCACGGGUGGCGGCAGCUUGUCGGUGGACGGGUUGGAGGCGCUGAUGACGUCAGCGAUCAGCUUUGAGCGCGGCGAGCCCAAGGACGACGCCAAUGACACGAUCCGCCUCUGGAAGAUCCACGGCAUCAUCAGCACGGUGGCAUGGGCGCUGCUGCUGCCGCUGGGCGCCAUGGCGGCACGCUACCUGCGCCAGGUGUACCCGCUGUGGUUCCCUGCGCACCAGGCGCUGCAGCUCGCUGCGUGCUCGCUCGCCACCGUGGCGUUCACCAUGGCGUUCACCAUGCCGCACGGCGCCAUCGCUGGGCGGGCGGACGAGGCCAGCCGGGGUGCGUGCGUGACGGCGCACACGGCCAUGGGCAUCGCGCUCAUGGCGCUCGCCGCAUUGCAGCUCUCAGCGCUGGUGUGGCGCCCGCACGAGGACAGCCCCUCGCGCCCCUACUGGCGUCGCGUGCACGCGGCACUGGGUGCGCUGACGCUGCUGCUGGGGCAGGCGCAGGUGUUCAUCGGCCUCUUCAUCUCGGCGGCCCCGCUGUUCUACACGGUGCUGCUGGCCGCGUGGGUCAUCUUCGCUGUGCUGCUGGCCACGGCGCUCGAGCUCCACUUCUUUCCCACCUUCUACCGCCUCGCGCACUGCCGGCCGCGCCUCACAGGGGGGGAGGGCGCUGACGAGGCGUCUGACGUGGACAGCCUGUGUGCGUCCAGUGACCGGCUGGCAGGCGGUGCUGGCAGGAAAGGGCCCUCAGGUGCCGCUGCUGGCGCCUCGCCUGCCCCCCGCGCUGGAGUGGGCGCGUCCCCUGCUGCUGCUGGGGGCGCAACAGCAGCAACAGCAGCGGAGGGGGGGGGCAAGUUGAGCAGUGGGGGGGGCGCAGUGGGAGGCUGGGUGGCGGCAGUGGUGGGGGUGCUGAGGCGCAACAGGGGCGCGGGUAUGCUGCCUGAACAGCCGAGGGGGCAGGGGAGAAGAGCGAGGGGGGGGAAGGGUGUGGGAAGGGGAGGAGGGAGAGGAGGGGGCGCCGCAGGCGGUGUGAGAGGGAGUGAGCGCCAUGGGGCGGGUGAGCGGCAUGCGGGGUACCUGGGUGCGGGGGCCGGGGGGUACAUGAGCAUGGCGGGCGCCAACGCCGCCACGGACAGACGAUCCAAGGAGCUGCUGCCACCACCCCCACACGCACAGGAACCACCAGCCCACGCCGCUGCUGCUGCUGCUGCUGGUGCUGGUGGCGUGACAGAGGCAGAGGGAGCAGGAAGGGAGGGGGUGAGAGCGGGGGAGAGAAGAGAAGGGGUGGAGGGAAAGGGAAGUGCGUUGGGUCGAAGCCAGACAGUGGCAGAGGGGGGUGCGAGGAAGGACGAGUGGGAGGUCAGCAGACAGGGCCACCAUGCCACUGCUGCACCUGCUGCUGCUGCUGCUGCUGCCGCAGGGGGCAGCAGCCAAUCACGAGACGCGUGGUUGGGUGGAGCGGCAGCACGGAGGGGGGAGAGAGGUGAGGGGAGGGCGAGUGAGGGAGUGAGUGAGGGAGUGAGUGAGUACAUCCGCGUGGACAAGUACAAUGUACGGGCCACAGUGGUGAGAGCACCGGACCUCGCUCUCAGGGGAAGAGGACAGCAGGGAAGGGCGAGGGGAGAGGCAGGAGAGGCAGGAGGAGCGGGAGGGGUAGGAGGGGGAAGCAGCAUGAGUAAAGGGGGAGGAUCGGCCCAAUAAUGUUUUGAAAGAGUGGUGCUGUGCUGUAAGGCAUCGUGCUGUGACGACAUCGUGCUGUGCCAUGCUUAGAUUCACCAUGGCAGGUCUGUAUGGCCCCAUAUGUGAAGGUGGCAGCAUGAUGUGUGUGUUGCACGAUGCAGUAACCACCUGUGCACUGCACCAGGCAACAUGCGGUCCACGUUGUUCUCCUGCUAGGCUGUAGCCACGUGCUCACCUCUGCACACCGCAGCAGCCCCUGCUACAGAUGGUCUCAGCUACUGCAUGAAUCACAAGCAGUCGGUUGCUAUGAAGGCCAUAUCAGACAUGAGAGUAGCUCCAAGAUUGCAGCCAUACAGACAGUUGCUCAGAGUAAAUGCACAACAAACUG
Messenger RNA from Closterium sp. NIES-67, 4272 nucleotides. Lineage: Eukaryota; Viridiplantae; Streptophyta; Zygnematophyceae; Desmidiales; Closteriaceae. The record is from the annotation of a GenBank genome assembly.